CUACAUUGGGUUUUGUUUGAGCCAUUUUCUUCUUCCUUCUGUUUUUCAUUAUAUUAUUUCAGUUUUGAAUCAUUCAUCUUAAGCUUAUCUGGAUCUAUAUGACUUUAAAGAUUUUGCAGAGAAUCAAGGUGGUGUUAGUGGGGCAGAGGGCAUUGGACAGGAUAAAUCUUCUUACCAUCAAGAUUUUAUUUACUCGUGUGGGCCUAAAAGUUGUUGAGAUAUGCAGACCCCAAAAGCAAGAAACAGUUCCUCUGAAGUGCCACAGAAGAAAUCUCCACGAGGCAAUUCGUCCGAAGUGCCUCUAAAGAUCUCUCCUCGAGCUAUAAGAUCUCGAGAAACUUCUCAAAAGAUAUCUCCUCGAGGUGUUCCUCAAGAUGUGCCUCAUAAAGUUUCUCCGAGAGUUGCGCGUCGUCUGAAGACGGGGCCAUCAGAUUCUGACUCUGCAUCUUCUCCUCAUGUUAAUGGUAGGACACCAAAAGAGAGAAGAGCUAAAGUCACAGAGCAAAAAUCGCCCAAAAAAUUGGAGUCAGAGAAGUGCCCAAGCAAGGUUACUGAAUUGGAGUCCCAAAUCACUCAGCUCAAAAAUGAUCUUAAAGACAAGCUAAGUUCCUCAGAAGCAUGCAAAAAGCAAGCUGAGGUAGAGGCCAAGGAGUCAAAGGAACAGUGUAAAAUAUUGUCCUCUGAACUGGACCAGUCCCAGAAACAGCUUGUGGAUCAGCCUUUUUCCGAGAGUAGAUGUCCGAUUGACCACCAAAAGUCCUCAGAGGAUCUGACAUUGCGUUCAGAACUUGAGACAAUCCAAAAACAACAUUCAGUUGGCGCAGCUUCAUUAGCUUCUGCCUUGAAUGAGAUAAAGGAACUAAAGGCUCAGCUUGAAACUGUUGCUCUAUCCGAGGCAACCAAAAUCAAGAACGCGGAAGCAGCCCAAACUGAGCUCCAAAGUUUGAAACAGAACUUGUCGGAUACUCUUUUGCUUAUGGAGGACAUGAAAAAACAACUAAAGGAUAGCAAAAAUUCUGAAGCUCAGGCUCAAGCACUUGUUACUGAAACUCUGUUGCAACUUGAAUCAGCAAAGAAGACUGUGGAGAACUUAAGGUCUGAUGGUAAUAAAGUUGUGGAAGCAUACAAUGCUAUAUCUUCCGAGUUGGAUCAGUCAAAAGCACGUGCAAAUUCACUGGAAAACCUUGUUUGCAAACUCCAAACAGAUACGGGUAACGUUGGUGAAAGUGAAAUUGUCGAAAAUGAUGAAAGUAAGGAAACAAUUGAGGCAGAGCUGUCUUCUCUGAAAUUUGAAGUUCAACGUCUGAGGGCUGAUCUGGAAGCAGCUGAGAUCAAAUACAACGAAGACAAAAAUCAAAGCACAGUCGAAAUUAGAAGUGCUUAUGAGUUGGUGGAGCAAAUCAAGUCAAUGUCGACGCGAAGGGAAGAUGAACUCCAGGGAGAAUUACAAAACUUCAAAACACAACUAGAGGAGUUGAAGGCGAAUUUGAUGGAUAAAGAAACUGAAUUGCAAGGUAUUUGUGAGGAGAAUGAGAAUCUUAUCAUGAAACUAGAGAACGUGCAAUCUGGGAAAGGAGAAAAUGAACUCGAAAAGGAGCUUCAAAGAUCAAGACUUGAUAUCGAAAAUCUUAAGGCAAAUUUGAUGGAUAAGGAAACUGAACUGCAGAAUAUUUUAGAGGAAAAUGAGAUCCUGAAGUCGGAAACUGAUAAAAAGGAAAGCAAUAGAAGUAAAGUGAAGGAUGAAGUUGCUGCUGAACUAGAAGUUGCAAACACUGCAGAACGAGAAGCCCUCAUGAAGCUCGGGUACAUGAAUGAGGAGGUUGAUAAAAGUAACCGACGGGUGGCUAGGGUAACCGAACAAUUGGAUGCAGCUCAAGCUUCCAAUGCAGAAAUGGAAGCAGAACUAAGAAAGCUAAAGAUUCAGUCUGACCAAUGGAGGAAGGCUGCAGAAGUAGCAACCGCGAUGCUAUCAAAUGGCAACAACGGGAAACUCAUGGAAAGAACCGGAUCAAUGGAUAGUCCUUACAGUCCUUGCAAGAUUAGCUCACCUUACUUUGAGGACAUGGAUGAAGAUUUAAUGAAGAGGAAAAAUCCAAAUAUGCUUAAAAGGAUCGGCGAGUUAUGGAAGAAGCCACUGAAAUAGGAAAAAGUACGCGGAAAGGUACUUUGUGAUGACCCUUGAACUUAACCUCUUAGUUUAUGUAUUUGAAACAAAAUGAACUGGACCUCUACUUAUUGUAAUCAUAUAGAAGCUCUACUCAACCUAGAACUGAGUCUAAUGAUUGUUCAAUUCUGUUGCUCUUUCUUUCAUGUUUUCAUGAGUAUCUAUCUAUGCAGUUUGUUAAUAUUAUUUCUAAAUACUCUUUA
Messenger RNA from Solanum dulcamara, 2367 nucleotides. RefSeq names its product interactor of constitutive active ROPs 3-like. The transcript is spliced from 4 exons. The coding region runs from base 221 to 2143 and encodes 640 amino acids. NCBI's taxonomy places the organism in Eukaryota, Viridiplantae, Streptophyta, Magnoliopsida, Solanales, Solanaceae. The record is from RefSeq and is a predicted model, not a curated record.